This is a messenger RNA of Pollicipes pollicipes, 1891 nucleotides long. Its product is annotated as CLIP domain-containing serine protease 14D. The transcript is spliced from 9 exons. Lineage: Eukaryota; Metazoa; Arthropoda; Thecostraca; Pollicipedomorpha; Pollicipedidae. The record is from RefSeq and is a predicted model, not a curated record. Bases 79 to 1596 code for a protein of 505 amino acids. Gene Ontology annotation, biological process: proteolysis. Gene Ontology annotation, molecular function: serine-type endopeptidase activity.
CCUGGCGCGGGCAGUGGCAUCUGGGGCGACGAGAGUGCGGUAACGAGGUGGCGCCGCCCGACCCGACAUUGCAGCGCCAUGGUGCGACCUCUGCUCUUGGUGCUGCUCGCCGCGCUGGCCGGCGCGCAAGAUGACCGGAUCCUGUUCCCGGGGGCGGUGCAGGCGCGCUCGCAGUCGCGCGUGAGCAGCGCCCGGUGCCGGGACGUGACGGGCGCCACGUGCGUGCCGCUGCACCGCUGCCCUCAGAUGAUGCGGCUGCUCACCACGUCCGACCCUAACGACAUACGCACUCUACGUGCCAACACGUGCAGGAUCGACGGAGAACAGCCGUACGUGUGCUGCACCAAGCCGACCGCGGCGGGGGCCGGACGGACCACGGAGACCGCCUCCAGGCCGAGCGACCCGGCCGGCCCGGCGUCCACGCUAACACCGUCGCAGCGGACGGAUCCACCAGCGGCGCGGCCUGCGGCGAGCCCCCGCGAGGAGGUGGCGCAGGCUCCGAGCGACGCGCCUCAGGUGCAGGGCGAGUUACCUCAGGGCUCAAGUGAACUACCUCAGACCACCACCGAUCACGUGCUGCUGGCCAAAUCGCUGAGCCCGCCCGCGUUGUCGCCCGAGAACUCUCCGUUGAAGCCGUCGAUGGUGAAGCCCAUGACCUCGCGCCACGUGCCGGCCGCCGCGGCGCCCGCGGACGAGGGCCUGUCCACGAUCGGGCCGACGGACGAGCCGGCGGAGGACUACUUGGACGAAGCAGACAGCGCCGAGUGCGGCUAUGGUCGCCUAAGCACACGCAUCUUCGGCGGCACGGAGGUGCCGAAAGGCACCUGGCCCUGGAUCGCAGUCCUCGGCUACGGCUUCGACCCGCGGAUGCCGGAUGAGGUAUUCUGGGCGUGCGGCGCCGCACUGAUCGGACCUCGCCACGUGGUGACCGCCGCCCACUGCGUCAUGGAGGAGACGCCGGCCGGCAGGAACAUCGUCAGGGAUCUGAAGAAGGUGCGCCUCGGCGAGCAUGACCUGUUCGACGACUCGGACGGCCCUGUGGUGGACGCCGUGCCCCUGCGCAUUGUCGUGCACGAAAACUACACCGGACGACCCAAGUACAGCAACGACAUAGCGCUCAUCGAGUUGGACCGCACCAUCAACUACACGGAGAACAUAUCGCCAGUGUGCCUGCCGGGCGUGCUGCGGCCGCCGAUGGUGAUCGCGGAGGUCACGGACGAGGCCGGCAACGCCACCGCGGAGCUGGCCAGCGCCAACCUCAUCGUCUCUGGGUGGGGCAGCGAUGGUGUGAAACACGGCACCGACCGGCUGAUGGAGGUCUCCGUCCAGCCCGUGGAGGGCUUUCUCUGCAGGCGCCACUUCGCCAGGUUCGGUAUUCCCGUGGAUGAGCAGCUCCAGCUGUGUGCUGGCGGCAGAGGCGUCGACAGCUGCAGUGGCGACUCAGGCGGGCCUCUGGUGCAGGAGACGGGCGGGGGCCAGUACGAGCUGGUGGGCGUGGUCAGCCUGGGCGGGGUCAUCUGUGGCGGCAAGAUUCCCGGCCUGUACACGCGCGUGCAGGCCUACACCGACUGGAUCAGCCGGACCAUCGCCCAAUGAGCGACCGAGCACCGACUGCCAAGGCCGGAACCGCGCCGGCGCCGAGGCCGUGCCCAGAGCCGCAGCCGCGAGGUCCGGCGCCGGAUCUGAAUGUAGUGCAUGUGGCUGCGGCGCGAAGGCCGCGCGCGUGCAGCAGUCACGCUCAGGACCAACGCCGGAGCGCCCGCGUGGGCGGGCGAGACAUUGCUGACGCACCGGGGCUCGACGGUGACCUGUUGUGAGGGCCCUGUGUGGCGAGGGCGGGUGUCCUGGAGCCGUGGUGAUAAUAUACGCUGACGAUGAAUGCCAUAAACAA